This is a messenger RNA of Gavia stellata (red-throated loon), 1986 nucleotides long. RefSeq names its product alpha-N-acetylgalactosaminidase (gene NAGA). Lineage: Eukaryota; Metazoa; Chordata; Aves; Gaviiformes; Gaviidae. The coding region runs from base 1 to 1311 and encodes 436 amino acids. Gene Ontology annotation, biological process: glycoside catabolic process; oligosaccharide metabolic process; glycosylceramide catabolic process. Gene Ontology annotation, molecular function: alpha-galactosidase activity. The record is from RefSeq and is a predicted model, not a curated record. Gene Ontology annotation, cellular component: cytoplasm. The transcript has 8 exons.
AUGGAGGCGGCGGUGCUGAGCGGGCUGGCUUUGGCCCUGGCUUUGGCCUUGGCGCUGGCGCUGCCCGCCCUGGCCCUGGAGAACGGGCUGGCGCUCACCCCCACCAUGGGCUGGCUGGCCUGGGAGAGGUUCCGCUGCAACGUGGACUGCCGGGCGGACCCCCGCAACUGUAUCAGUGAGAUGCUCUUCAUUGAGAUGGCAGACCGCCUGGCGGAGGAUGGCUGGAGGGAGCUGGGCUACGAGUACAUCAACAUCGAUGACUGCUGGUCUGCCAAGCAGCGGGAUGCGGCAGGACGGCUAGUUCCCGACCCCGAGAGGUUUCCCAGGGGGAUUAAGGCCCUGGCUGACUAUGUCCACGCCCGGGGACUAAAGCUGGGCAUUUACGGUGACCUGGGCACCCUCACCUGCGGGGGCUACCCAGGCACGACGCUGGACCGUGUGGAGCAGGAUGCCCAGACCUUUGCGGAGUGGGGUGUGGACAUGCUGAAGCUGGAUGGGUGCUACUCGUCAGGAGAGGAGCAGGCAGAGGGCUACCCAGAAAUGGCGAAGGCCUUGAAUGCCACAGGCCGCCCCAUCGUCUACUCCUGCAGCUGGCCAGCAUAUCAGGGGGGGCUCCCCCCAAAGGUGAACUACACUGUCCUGGCAGAGGUCUGCAACCUGUGGCGUAACUACGAUGACAUCCAGGACUCCUGGGACAGUGUGCUUUCCAUCGUGGACUGGUUCUCUGCAAACCAGGACGUGCUGCAGCCGGCAGCUGGCCCUGGCCACUGGAAUGACCCAGACAUGCUCAUCAUUGGAAACUUUGGCCUUAGCUACGAGCAGUCCCGCUCCCAAAUGGCCUUGUGGACGGUGAUGGCAGCUCCGCUCCUCAUGUCCACGGAUCUCCGCACCAUCUCCCAGAGCGCCAAGGAGAUCCUGCAGAACCGCCUGAUGAUCCAGAUCAACCAGGACCCCCUAGGAAUCCAGGGGCGCAGGAUUGUCAAGGAGAAAUCCCACAUUGAGGUGUUCCUGCGCCCGCUGUCCCGGGCUGCCAGCGCCCUCGUCUUCUUCAGCCGGAGGACAGAUAUGCCCUUUCUCUACACCACCAGCCUGGCCAAGCUCCACUUCCCCAAGGACGCUGUGUAUGAGGUACAAGAUGUAUACAGUGGGAAGAUCAUCAGCGGCUUAAAGACGGGCGACACCUUCUCAGUCGUUAUUAACCCCUCGGGGGUAGUGAUGUGGUAUCUCUAUCCCACAGUGCUCCCAGCGCAGCCCUGGCACGUUGUCAGACAGCAAGCCCCUGGUGAGGGUUUCCGCCCGGUCCUCCUGUGACAAGGCUCAGCAGAUGGGGGUGUGGGUCAGUGCUGGGGUGAGCUGCGAGACCCUGGGGCACAUGGCUCUUCACUGCACAAAUGCUUUUCACUGGCAUGCCCAGCAGUGCUGGGAAGUGACCAUCAGGUCAUUCCUGCGGUACCAGCUUGAUGAUGUCCGCUCAGUUUGCGUAAAGCAGGAAUUCUUGUAACCCACCUCCUAAGGGUGUGCAGAGUGUGAUUGCUUGGUGAUUACAAAGCCCUUUGAGAUCCUCCUAUGGAAGAUGCCAUACAAGCAGAGUCCAGCCACUGUUGGAGUUUGUCAGCUCUGACACCUGAGCACUUCACUGCUUUGAACUGAGCAUCACCAACCACUGCAGGGGCUGUUUGAAUUAUGCCUGUAGAAAGGCCUUGGAUGCUUCAGUAUCUUCCAGGGUGAUGACCCCCCCCGCCAUGUGUGAUGGCAUUAGCCUCAAGGAUCAGAUCUGGCCCCUGCCUUUCCUCUGCUAUAAUCAGCUUAGCUUAGAAUAAGGGGCUGUUAAUAGGGCUGUACCCUUCCCAUACACACUCCCCAGGACCAAGAGCUCCUGGAGGCAUGAUGGUCCUGUGCAGAAAGGCUUUACUUGCAGGCCUGACCCUGCUGCCAGGAUCCUGGAGGCCAGCACUACUCCAGUCUAGCAUGCAUGUUAGCAUUGGA